AUGUCCAACGCGAAUUCAGUGAUCACAGUGUUUCAAAAUCUAUUUUCUAAUCAUGGAUCAACACUUCUAAAUGCUAUCCUCAUUGUUUCAACCAUUGGAGGGCAAUCGAUAAUUCGAAAAUUGACAUUCUCAUGUCCAUGCGCAUAUCCACUGAAUGUGUUUCACUCUUUGGUAUUCAUGUUUGGACCAUCGCUGGCGCUAUUCAUCAUUGGUGUCAUGCUGAAUACAACCACAUGGAAAAUUCUGCACGGGACAUUUUUCAGUUAUUACCGCUGUUUAUUCGCACAUGAUCACUGCGGCUUUGAAACAGCAAGACUAUGUAAAAAUGAGACCGUGAUGGAAAAUUACAUACAUAUGCCUGAUUUUGAAAAAAUCACCGGUGGGCGAAAGUAUUGCCCUCCGUGUAUCUGCGCCUUGGAUGGACAAGAUGCGUCUUAUCUGGAAGCUGAAUCGCAGAUCUACGCUUGGUUCAUUCUUAUUCUUUUUGGGAUUUCGUUAUUUUUGGUAAUUUGCUGCGUGAGAAUGUGUGAUAAAUACACUUACGUACAGCACCAAUAUGUGGAAACCUACAAAAUGGAGGAAAUUAGCAAAUUUGAACAGGUGGCCAAAGAACAUGCAUCUCAACUAGCCGAACGCAAUGCCAGAGCUUUCUUCACACAGAAAGAUUGGACAAAACGCGAUUGGGACUGGGUGUCUGGUGUUGCUGAGGUAAACAAUCCGAUGUUUGCUAGGCUGAGAUUGAUAGCAGCUGAGAAAACGAAAACUACGAUGUACACACCAUUACAGCUCUGGAAUGACCACAAGGGAUACCGUAUCCUGAAGCCAGAUGUGCUAACCGUAGACGAAACGCAAGCAACUGGUGUUAUCGUGCCCGAAGAAGUCGCGACAAAGAUGGAAUAA
Messenger RNA from Cylicocyclus nassatus, 900 nucleotides. The record is from the annotation of a GenBank genome assembly. NCBI's taxonomy places the organism in Eukaryota, Metazoa, Nematoda, Chromadorea, Rhabditida, Strongylidae.